Molecule: messenger RNA, 4906 nt
Organism: Armigeres subalbatus
Lineage: Eukaryota; Metazoa; Arthropoda; Insecta; Diptera; Culicidae
Product: E3 ubiquitin-protein ligase goliath-like
Exons: 10
Coding region: 2114-4117 (667 amino acids)
Source: RefSeq, a predicted model, not a curated record
UCUAUACUGCGGCAGCAAGCAGCUUCUGAUGCCGUAUCGUGCGGAUCAAAUCGACCAACAACUGGCACUGGGCUCAGUUCACUUCUGUCCGCUCGAAGAGUAGCACCUUCUGCAACCGACGCCGCCGCCGUCGUCGACGCCAAACGGGGAAGUGUGAUUCCAGGAGUAUUGUAGUGGGUUCGUGGGUGGAGACGACCUCGCGUAUGCGUAGAAUUUUUGUUAUUUCCUGACAGGAAAGGAAACUCUUAGCUACCAUACCCGUGGGUCCCGCUGGUAGAUGUUAUGCUGGGAAAUUGGAUAAUUUCUAAUCGUUUGUGACACUGUAAGUGCUAUUACGAUAAUUGGUCUGCGAAGAAAUAGUUGGACAGAGGAAGAUCAAAAGAAGCUGCUGCUGCAGUGCCAAUUUCCAUUUGUAUCGAACGUGUUUAUGUGAGUGUGUGAAAGAAAACACGACCAAAAAAGCAUGAAAAUUUAAUUGAACCAAACCGAAUGCAUAACAGAGCGCCCGGAGAAAAUCGAAAUCCGAGUGUGCCUUGCCAGAAAUUGUGCGUGGAAAAUCGCAUCGCGUUGGCCAACUUUGAUGAGGCCCGGAAUUGUCGUCGGAGUGAAAUCAAUGAUUGCUUUGAUCCACUGUCUCCCCCCGGUCACACAUGUGUGAAAGUUGAAGAAAAGUGUAUUCAAAGAGAAAUAAAUUUCCCUCUGUGUGCAAAUAAUCAAGCCAAGAAAACAAAAGCGUGAAAGAUCAAACACACGGCUCUCUUACGUUGUUCUGCACGUUUCAACAUUGUGGCAUUGUGAGUGGUGCAUUCUAAAAAUAAACGGGAGCAUCGGAAUCAUUUAUAAUCAGCUGAAGGUGAUACAUUUGUUGUUUAAAUAACUCGAAAGUGUUCUCCGAUAGGCCGGGGGUCAGGAGUUGUUGAAGCUGCGAGCUGAGCGGCUAUGCUGAUUACCAUCGCCGAUGCAACGGAACAUCAUCUAAUGAGACAGAUUGCCAUCGUCGCAGUAGUGAAACAACCCACGAGCCGUUUACCAACUGUUACAUCAUUGACAACACCGUCAUAAUCGACGACGCCUCCAGCACGGUUGCCGCUACCAGUUAGAACCGACUUUCGGAAGCCCCAUUCAAGUUCAGCGCAGCUGCCGUUGGAUCACCAGCAGAAACAGCUGCGAUUGAAGUGAAGGGAAGGGUCAUCACCAGUCGUGAUUACAGUGCUAGGAAAACAACAACGAAUCAACGACGACGACGACGACGGCAACCAGGGCGAUAAUACUUAAAAGCAACAGCUCCCGUGUCGUGUAUUGUUCCAGCCCUGCCUCAACAUAGUUUCGGAAGAAAGAAGUUGGUUGGAAAGGGACUGUAGAGCUGCCUCGAGGAGAGUGUUCGCGGAGAGUGUUUUCGCAUUCAAUUAGCCCUUUUUGACGACGCACGGCCUCCAACUAAGUCCGCCGUAGAAUUUCGAACAGCCGCAACCCAUUGAUUGCCGAGACUUGACGCGCGGUUGUGCUGUUUAUUGUUGACAAGACGAAGACGAGUUCGCCGAAGACGGUUGUCGUGUGGAAAAAUACCCUAAGAAGUGAAGAAACGGGCGCGGUUAUUUUAAGAAAAGCAAAGUUGCAAGGAAAACAUUCCUUUUGGUUCAGUAUUUCGCGCGAGGCGAGUCAGUGAUAAGUUCACAUUUGCUUGAAUUCAAUUAGUCAGUGCGGUUCUAACGAAAGGUUCGCUAUCAAUCCUCCUACGUAGCUCGAGUGAGCGGUCGGUUUCGCGCUUAUCAUUUGCGACGCGAAGGUAGAGAAAGUGGGUGCAAAAAGUUCGGUUUUUGCGAGUGCUUAUCAAACAGCACAACGUGACGCCGCGACACGACCUGAUGGGUCUUCAGUUUCUGAUCUGUGAUUACAACGAAGGUGCCAAUCGAAAGUAGUGGUCGCAUUCCUGCGGGUUUGUUUUGUUUUCUGCGUAAUAUCGCCGUACUGCGAUAGUACCAAAAGUUCUACUUGAAAUAUUCAAGGUCAACGAUAUGUUUUGGUUUUUGUGCUGAAGAAGUCAACGUGUGUUGCUUCAGUCGGGUAUACAGUGUCGUGUAGCAUCUUAUUAUCGCUUAGUUGAAAGAAGAAGAUGGUGAAUAGAAGAAUGUCCGCAUUAGGCCAUCAGGUGAACAUGAACAAUUUCUUUUCGCUGUUGGUGGGGGCCUCCCUGGUGGCGGCCAACUCGUCGCCGAACCAUGACCUCAACUCGUUCUCCCAACCGACCGAGUUCUCCAACGGAGUUUCGUCCUUUGCCCUACCGGCCGAAGACCGUAUGGCGUUCGAUAGUUACACCCUAGCCUAUCUGAACUACUCGUUCGUCAACAGUGAAAACGAUGAGUUCAGCUCUGGAGAGUUAUCCGGAAAGUUCGGGGAAGGACGGGUUCUGAAUCGGACCGGUCUGCUGGUGCACAUCACCAAGUCGGACGAUCUGAACGAGCACCGGGGUUGCACCAGCGAUUUGAACGGAACCAAGGGCGAACCGCUGCCCACGGGAGGCGUUUCGUGGAUAGCUCUGAUUCUGCGUGGCAACUGCAACUUUGAGGAGAAAGUCAGGCACGCCUAUGAGAAAGGGGCCGCCGGAGUUAUCAUCUACAACGAUAAGGACGAUCCGCGACUGGAUAAAAUGAAGAUUAACGACAAAGAACGAGACAUCACCGCCGUUUUCACAACGAAAGCCAAAGGACACGAACUGAUCGAAAUCAUGGAACAGAAAGGCUACAAAGUGACGAUGGCAAUCAUCGAAGGAAGUCGCCACAUCCGAUCGCUGGCCAACAUCAAUCGAACAUCGGUGCUGUUCGUUUCGGUUUCGUUCAUCGUGCUGAUGAUCAUCUCGUUGGUGUGGUUGGUGUUUUACUACGUGCAGCGGUUCCGGUAUUUGCAAACCAAAGACAAACAGUCGAGGCGACUAUGCAACGUAGCGAAGCGAAUCAUUGCCAAAAUUCCUACCAAGAGUAUUAAAUCAGAUGACAAGGAAAUCGACAACGACUGUUGUGCCAUCUGCAUCGAGCCAUACAAAGUAACGGAUGUGAUACGCGUUCUUCCUUGCAAGCACGAGUUCCACAAGACCUGCAUCGAUCCGUGGCUGCUCGAGCACCGCACCUGCCCGAUGUGCAAGAUGGACAUCCUCAAGCAUUACGGCUUUGUGUUCACCGGCAGUCAGGAGAGCAUUCUGCAGUUGGAUUUGGAUAUGGAGGAAGGAGACCUGAUUGAUGACCACAGCAGUACUGACGGUGGCUAUCAGCGACGUCAUAGUGUUAGCCCUUUGCCCCAGAUCAGGGCCUCCAACGAGAAUCGGCUCUCCCGCAGUUCCUCAGAAUCGGACUCGGACAACGAACAUCAACCGUCUUCCAGCCGGCAUCAUUCCAACAGACAAUCGGUGCAGCGUGACAGCUUGCCAACCGGGGACUGUCCGGAAUCGGAUCGUAAUCCGGAUGACAACAACAUCUGCGUUGGUUGUUUGGCUGCGGCAUUGAACAAGAAGAAACACAACAUGGAGAGUACUUUUUCGCAGGAUGAUGCCGAUAGUGAUUCCUUCUCAACCGGCCCACAUGGUUCCUCCAGUCUUCCGGCCACACUCAAAAAGUACAAAGGCAACCACUCGACCGGAUCGUGCCGUGGCAUGAAUCCGCCGGACCACUACCAUCAACACGUUCCCCAGCAGCCCCAGUCGAAGCUUCCGUUCAAGUUCUACAAAACUGAUCACAGUCAGGGCCGCAGGGUUCGCACACCCCUGAAGAACCUGAUCUCCCAAUCGGUAUCGGCCCCAUGUGACGACGGAUCCCUAACCAACAUCGAUCUGAGCUCGGAAGUGCACGAGGAGUGUUCCGAUGCGCCGGCAGCUGUCGCCGUCCCGGCCAAGCAGCCCGCCCGCCGUUGCUCGCUAUCCCGAACGUCCUCCAGCGGUUCAGACUCGCGCAACUAUGCUCAUCUUCAUCAGCAUCAUCAUCAUCAUCCAGAUGACGGACCAUCAUCGAACGGCGACGAUCCGGAACACGAUGACGAGGGUUCGGACGAAACCGAACCCAACAGUGACAUGGAUCUGAUCGCCACCAAGAGCAGGGACGGCAACGAAGGCGACUGCAAGAAGAAGUGAUAAACGUGAUAUUAGGAUAAAAAGGGUACUUUAAAUUGCUAACGGGUGAAAACGAGGCCGCGCUUUCGUUUCAGUGUAUCUCAUUCUCUAUAGGCUUCUGUGUUUUGGUUUAAAUUUGUUCGGUGUUGACCCGAUUCUGACUCGUACGGAAGCGUACCGCAACGAUUUUUCAAAGCUAGAAUUUAGGUAAAACAUAACUCUUGCUAACUGAUAGUUGACUAAAGCAAAUGUGCGUGAUAUAAAUGUACUUUUACUCUCUCACUCCCUAUCUUCCAGAAAAGAAGGUCAAAUCCAUAGGAGGAAUUUUUCAAGUGUAGCUUGUUAAUCCAUUUUAUAUCGGUUUAGUGUGUUUCGUUUUACGAUUCUUUCCAUACUUUCCGCUCAAGUACUUGAGGCAAUAUUCGACUACUAUUUAGAUGAAAUACAAUCUGAGAAGAAAAAAAAACAGUUUUUAUUAGAAUUUCUAGCAAAAUUGUCAAAACAGACACUAAUUAUAGUAGAACAAUAGAUCGAGUAUUCUAAUCCCGUUAAUAGGACAAUUAAUGCAAAUGGAAGUUUAAAGUAAAACAGAUUUAGAUAAAAGUAGGACUCAACAAGAGCUGAUUGAAAGUCAUAUGGAAUAUAUUUGAAAAAGCAGCUAUUUGUAUUUUUUACGCAAUUUCAUUUUAGGAUAGGUGUCUAACCAGAUGAUACUUUUUUCGAUUCAAUUUAUAAAAAUCAUUUACAAAAAAAAAUAAGAACGUGCAUCGAAUAAUUUAGGUACGAUGAAACAGAGAGUAUGUGAUAACA